Thermothielavioides terrestris NRRL 8126 is the source of this 803-nucleotide messenger RNA. RefSeq lists its product as uncharacterized. Gene Ontology annotation, biological process: mycotoxin biosynthetic process. The transcript has 2 exons. Lineage: Eukaryota; Fungi; Ascomycota; Sordariomycetes; Sordariales; Chaetomiaceae. The annotation marks the transcript as partial. The record is from RefSeq and is a predicted model, not a curated record.
GGCGCUUACACGGUAGUCCAACCGCAGGCUCGCCUUUGAUUUUUAUCGAGUAUUCCAGAUAUCUUUCUGUGUGUCCUAGUUCCCACUGACUUCCUGGCCUCACCCUAAGUCCUACCUGCCCACGGUCUGCUGUGUACAUACCCCUCGGUCUCUCAGCAGCCAUGGGGCGUGACGAGUCGAAAUACCGUCUGCUUGAGAACCGUGACGACGACGAGACAUCGCAUGACUCGUCGCAGCCCCCUGAAGGACAAUGGCCAACGUAUUUCCAGAGCACUCGUUCUCGAUGGCUCUGGGGCGGGCUGGCCGUGUUGCUGACAAUCGUCUGCGGCGGGGCCGGCUUCCUCUGGGGCCUUGACACGGGGAAGAGCAUAGCCAUGAAGUCCGUCCGGACGCCGUACAUGCAGCUCGAGUACAACCAGCCGCACACCAUCUGGUGGAACACGGAGUUCAGCAACGCGUCCAAGAAGGCGACGGACGCCGAGAUCGACAGGCUCUGGGACACGCAGAUCCCCUGGGAGCAGGGCAUCAUCGCGCUGCGCAAGGACGAGGCGGCGGCGAUGGGCCUGCCGGAGUCGGCGCCGUGGCCGUGGGACAGCAAGAACAAGGGCAUUUACAUCGUCAACGCGCACCACCUGCUGCACUGCGUGCGCAUCCUGUACAUCUCGAUCCAGCAGUACCGGCGCGGCAAGGAGCAGACCAUCUCGUACGCGCACGUGCUGCACUGCCUCGACAGCCUGCGCGUCGAGGUCAUGUGCCACGCCGACGACACGCUGCGCUACGUGCCGCCCAACGGCGACCCGCCC